Messenger RNA from Talaromyces stipitatus ATCC 10500, 1380 nucleotides. Its product is annotated as chitosanase, putative. The record is from RefSeq and is a predicted model, not a curated record. Gene Ontology annotation, molecular function: chitosanase activity. The transcript has 7 exons. Lineage: Eukaryota; Fungi; Ascomycota; Eurotiomycetes; Eurotiales; Trichocomaceae. The coding region runs from base 1 to 1380 and encodes 459 amino acids.
AUGGGCCUUGCCGUCGUACGUUAUCUUCAAGGCAAAGAGACAUACUCGACUAGGCUGGUUCACGAUCUUCUACAUGACUGGAGAAUCAAUAUCAGCGAUAAUGGAUGGACGACAGAUAAGAUUGGAUUAGAAUGGCUUGGAAUCCAUUUUAUCCCUCUUCCUAAUGGCCGUACGAUGGUAGGGACCGGAGUUUCUCCCUCAUGGUUCUCACCUGAACCGGAUAUUGCCACUCUCAAUGUCAUGUUAUUCUGCAAAGAAAAAUUGGUGACAGGUAACAAGUUAAGACAUUGCGAUGUCCGGCCCACAAAGUAUCAAGAUGAUCUGCUGACCAUCGGGCCUCAGCAAAACGACCACGGUCCAUUUCUAGCUUCGGUCCCAACUCUGAUUAACGAUGUUCGGAUAUGCCAGUUACAAAAAAUUCUUGGCGAAGCAUGGGGACCAAUCCUGGGGCAUGGGCACGGGUCAUCCCGAACUUCAUUACUCGAGCCACACUCCGGCAAACAUUCUCAAAUGCCGUUGAUCACCGAUUAUCAUACAGCAAGCAAUGAUUUCAAAAUACCGUUGUUCACCGAUUGUCAUCCAGGUGCAGGAUUCAGCAGUCAGACUCAGGAAUUCAGAAGAUUCGUCACAAUGAAGACUUCAGUCUACGCUGGUCUUGCCCUUGCUGCUCUCGCGGCGCCAGCCUUUGCCUACGAUAUCCCGGAUAACGUCCAAGCUUUCUACGACAAAGUGAAAAAUGGCGGAUCUUGCACUGGCAAGGACCUGCUCAAAGGUGGCUUUUACGCCGUGGAAGACGGAUCCAAAAACUUUGGAUAUUGUCAAAAGUAUUUCACCGGCAAGGGCUUGUAUCUAAAAGGUCCUGGGUCCCAGCUUGCCGAUAUGGACAUUGAUUGCGAUGGCAGUCAAAAGGGUAUUGACCACCGCUGCAAAUCGUCCGACGAUACACAAGACGAGACUGCAUUUAAGGACCAAGUCUCGAAAUACGGUAUCUCCGACCUCAGGGCCGAUAUUCACCCAUACGUUGUGCUGGGCAACUAUGGAGAUUACAGCCCGACAUUCGACCCUGAACAACAUGGUAUCAAACCACUUAGUUUGGUGGCGGUUGUUUGCAACAACAAGCUCAUUUACGGCAUCUGGGGUGAUACCAACGGUGAUGACGGUCCACCAUUGGUUGGAGAAAGCUCACUCGCCGUGGGCACGGCUUGUUUCGGUCAAAGCAUGAACGGAAAUAACGGCCAUGACGGCACUGAUGUAUUGUACAUCGCUUUCUCGGGAGACCAGGCUGUUCCUGGCUCCUCGGCUGACUGGAAGGCAUCUUCCUAUGCGGAUUUCGCGGCCAGUAUCAAGGACUUGGGUGAUCAAUUGGUUGCCCAGCUUUAA